Molecule: messenger RNA, 808 nt
Organism: Dendroctonus ponderosae (mountain pine beetle)
Lineage: Eukaryota; Metazoa; Arthropoda; Insecta; Coleoptera; Curculionidae
Product: cuticle protein 7
Exons: 2
Coding region: 147-731 (194 amino acids)
Cellular component (GO): extracellular matrix
Source: RefSeq, a predicted model, not a curated record
GUUAGGUAAUUUGAUUAAAUUGGCUUCAAGGCGUAGAGGGAGCGGGCGUGGUGCACUUAUGUAGAGAUUUUCAUAUAUAAGCGGGAAAAAACGCUCUGGUAGUCACUGUUCAAGUCGAAGUUACCGAACAACCACCACCAAGCAACAUGUUCAAAUUCUUUGCCAUCGCUGCCCUCAUCGCAGUAGCUGCGGCUGCUGACCAGGGAGCUACUUCUUUUGUGUCUUUCAACGACAACCACAACUCAGUUCAACAUGUCCUGUCUGCUGGUCCCUCAAAAUACGCCAUCCCCGCUAAGCCCGUCUACGCUGUCCCUGCCCCAGUAGCCAAAGUAGCCAUUCCCGUAGCUAAAAUCGCUUCUCCCAGCUACUACAGCGCUCCCGCUCCCGUCUAUGCUCCAGCUCCAGUUUACUCCAAAGUCGCUGUCCCCGUUGUAGCCAAGUACGCUCCAGGCCCCAGCUACGCUCAAAAGGAGGAAUACGGCCCAGCCCAAUACGAGUUCGCUUAUGUGGUGGAAGACUCCCACACUGGCGACUACCAUUCUCAGCAAGAACACCGCGAAGGAGACAAAGUGGUUGGACAGUACUCGCUUCAUGAAGCUGAUGGUACUGUACGAGUGGUCAAGUACUCCGAUGAAGGACACGGUUUUAACGCAGUAGUGGAAAGGCAAGGCGAACCUGUUGCUGCCCCAGCUUACAAGAAGUUGGUAGCUGUUCCAGUUGCCAAAUACUAAGUGUCCCGGCCAUGACUGUAGAUUACACCAAAUUAAGCUAGUAUUUAUUAUUUAUUUCAAUAAAAGUAUCGCAAGUU